AUGAGUUCCACGAAAAGUAAUGGAGUUUGGGUUUUCAUUGAGUUGCCUAGUGAUGUAAAAGCUAUGGGAUGUAAAUGGGUCUUUGAGACAAAGAAAGACUCGUUAGACAACAUUAAGAGAUAUGAGACAAGACUUGUGAGCACUUGGUUUGUAAGCUUAACAAAUUUAUAUACAGCAGAACAUAAGCGUCCCAUCAAUGAUGACAAUUUGCUUACAACCAAUGAUAAGGGUUUGCUGGAUGAGGAAGCUUAUAUCAAUAAAAUUUUAGAGAGACUUUGGAUGAAGAAUUGUUCAUCAAGUGUAGCUCCCAUUGUAAAAUGUGAUAGAUUCAAUUUGAACCAAUGCCUAAAAAAUGAUCUUGAAAGGGAACAAAUGAAGAGCAUUCCAUAUCCUUCGGUUGUCAAAAGCUUGAUAUACUCAGUUGCUAUCUUCAUAGUCAAGAACAACAAAAGUUGUAGUCAAAGUAAACACAUCAUCAUUAAGUAUUUAGCCACAAGGGAAUACAUUAAAGAAAAGAAAGUGGUCAUUGAAUACAUAAGCACUAAAUUGAUGAUCGCUGAUCAUUUGACUAAAGACAUGCUACUAUUGAAAUUCAAGCAUCGUGUAGAGAAAAUAGGACUUAGUUCCGCUAUGUAA
Molecule: messenger RNA, 636 nt
Organism: Olea europaea var. sylvestris
Lineage: Eukaryota; Viridiplantae; Streptophyta; Magnoliopsida; Lamiales; Oleaceae
Exons: 5
Coding region: 1-636 (211 amino acids)
Source: RefSeq, a predicted model, not a curated record